Messenger RNA from Durotheca rogersii, 2001 nucleotides. Its product is annotated as Pkinase-domain-containing protein. Gene Ontology annotation, biological process: protein phosphorylation. The transcript has 4 exons. The record is from RefSeq and is a predicted model, not a curated record. Gene Ontology annotation, molecular function: ATP binding; protein kinase activity. The coding region runs from base 1 to 2001 and encodes 666 amino acids. Lineage: Eukaryota; Fungi; Ascomycota; Sordariomycetes; Xylariales; Xylariaceae.
AUGGCCGAACGAGAUUGCGAGGAUCGGAACGAAGCAUUAGACCCGGAGCUCCUCUAUACCAAGGAGUAUUGCAUCGGUGGUGGCAGCUUCGGCAAGGUCUACAAAGGGGUUGAGAAACGGAGUGGGCAAGCUGUCGCCAUCAAGAUUAUCGACAUCGAAAGCGCCGAGGACGAAGUCGAAGACAUCAUACAGGAGAUCGCCAUCCUAUCCGAGCUGAGGUCGCCCUACGUUACCAAGUACUACGGCUCGUACGCGAAAGGCGCCGAGCUAUGGAUCGUCAUGGAGUUCUGCUCCGGCGGGAGCUGCGCCGACUUGAUGAAGCCCGGCAUGAUAGGGGAAGACUACAUCGCCAUCAUCAUCCGAGAGCUGCUUUUGGGCUUGGACUACCUGCACGCCGACAAGAAGCUCCACCGGGAUAUCAAGGCGGCAAAUGUCCUACUGAGUUCCAAUGGCCAGGUCAAGCUGGCCGAUUUUGGCGUGUCUGGGCAGCUCUCGGCAACCAUGACGAAGAAGAACACAUUCGUCGGAACUCCGUUUUGGAUGGCCCCGGAGGUCAUUAAGCAGUCCGGAUACGAUCACAAGGCGGACAUCUGGUCCCUCGGUAUUACAGCCUUGGAGCUCGCCAAUGGCGAGCCGCCUUACGCCGACAUCCAUCCCAUGAAGGUUCUCUUUCUCAUCCCGAAGAACCCCCCGCCCAGGUUGGAAGGCAACUUCACGAAAGCCUUCAAAGACUUCAUCGAGCUCUGCUUGCAGAGAGACCCGAAAGAAAGGCCGGUGGCUAAGGAGCUGCUCAAACACCCGUUCAUCCGAAAGGCAAAGAAGACGACCUACCUGACGGAGUUGAUUGAACGCUUCCAUCGAUGGAGCGCAACGCACAAGACGGAAGACGACGAACCCCAAGACGAAGGAGAGGCCCUUACCGAACGAGAAUCCGUCAACGAGGAUAUGUGGGACUUUGGUACCGUUCGGCUGGUCGGAGACAGGGGUGGCAUGGCAAAUCGGCCGGGGCUGAAUCCGACGGACGAUUUGGCGAGAAACGCGAGGGCGCCGCGGCCGCUAGAAGCAGACUACGGAGAGAGCCCGAGGGCGAUCUCGCCGGACAAGGUCCAGACUCACGAUUUCGCCGACUCGUCGCUGUCUAGCACGAUGAAGCUAGCUGGCCCUCCGACGGGGGGGACGCCACGCCAGCCUUCCCCCCAACGAAGGCCUGUCCCGACCGGGACGCCAUUGUCACCUUCGAAGGUGCCCUUACCCCCGUCACCACCGAAGCACGCACAAGAUCCGAGCACUCCACGAGCCCCGUCCAAGCAAAUUUCCGUCGUCCCUACUCUGACGUCUCCCGACUCCGACCGGGCGUGGAGAGAGCAGAUGCAGCACGAUAUGACGUUGCUCAGCAUAGCCCCUCCCUCUCAGCCGUAUUACGCCAAUCCGCCGCAAUCCCUGGCGUCUAAGAAUUCGCAAUCGCAUCUCCAGCAGCAGCGAGGAAUCGUAAAGCCGAGUCCGUUCAAAAUACCCGAGAUCCCGCCGUACCGCGGGCCCAGCUUCCACCAGCAGCCCCCAGCGCAAAGAGCGACGACGCAGCAACCGUCCAAUCCGAACUCGCAAGCCUUCCCGUCGAAAGCGCAGCCCAAACAGCCGGCGCCGGCGCCCGACGGCUUCCCGCCACCUGGGCCGGCGAAUCCGAACGGCGAGCUGGACGCGCUGAACGAUGUCAUCUUCCCCGCGCUCGAGGAGGCGCUCAAGCGGCGGCAGAUCCGGCUGCAGCAGCUCUACCGGAACGAGAAGGUGAUCACGCCUCAGCGACAGCGCGCCGAGGCGGCGCACGACCGCAUCCGCAAGAACGUUUACAAGCUCGCCAACGUGUGCAAGGAGAUCGACCGGCUCGACAAGAGCGAACCGGUCAGUAUGGGCAAGGAUUUCGGCACGUUCCUCGAGGGCCUGCUCGAGGAGAUCCUCGUGCGCGUCGAACCGCUAGACGAGGAGGAUGGCGCGUGUGAGUAG